This is a messenger RNA of Erythranthe guttata (spotted monkey flower), 309 nucleotides long. The record is from RefSeq and is a predicted model, not a curated record. NCBI's taxonomy places the organism in Eukaryota, Viridiplantae, Streptophyta, Magnoliopsida, Lamiales, Phrymaceae.
AUGACCAUCACGGACGUGGGCGUGGUCGUAGCAACAUGUCACAAUGCUUUGGUGUUGUCGGCUAGCAGUUCGGGAAAUCAGACUUAUUUGCCACUUUGGGGUUCCGAAGGUGCUACACAGCUAUCUUAUCAGAUGACUAUAUUGCAUCUUGAGGCAGGAAGUCACUUUGUGUAUGUGAAGAUGACUGACAAUUGUCCACUUCCUCCAUUUAACUUGCAGUGGCGGAGGUACACCAAUGAUAGUGUUGCAUAUUUGACAGAGGCGCUGCGAGGUAGACGUCAAGCGUGGGAUAUUCUAAAUAAUGUUUGA